CAGACUGUAUUGGUGAUUGAAAAAGUUGGCGCGCUCUUUGUAUGUGUGCAUCUGUGGUCAAAAUUAUCUUGGCAAGGUUGAUGUGAAAGCAUUCCGGGAAUCAACCUUUCAAAAGUCAUUUCAACUGUUUAUCCUAAUCUGCUUGCACUUUGAGAUUACUAUUCCAACUGAUCAAUCGAAAUUAUCAUGUGGCGAACCAUCCAUGUUUGGUGGUCUUGUGUUCUUGGUCCAUCUCUCUAUAGUGUUCCACUAAUUGCAACAUUUCAAUCGAUGGAAUAUAACCCCAAUUUUUUGGAAUCGGCAUCUAACUGUGCCAUAAAAAUGCUUCAAAUAACGGCAGGAGUGAUUAAAUGGACUGUUCUGUUCUGGAGUCCCUGGGCGUUUAGAAAUCUGAAAUUAUAUGAUAAUUUUUUCGAAUUCUCUAGAUUAGUUGCUGUAACACUUACUAUAUAUUUUUCGGCCCUUUUACUUAGAGGAACUGGAAGGUUUUGUAAUCAUACUUAUCAGGAGUUUAUGGCUUUAUUUUUGGAAUCUAAGGAAACGAUCAAUGAGGAGACGGUGAAUAAACUAACGCUCUACACUUUUAGUUCUCCGUGGCCUGUCCAUUUUGAUGUCCGACAGUUACCUAGUAUCUCCGUAAAACCAAAAAAGAUCACUCCUAAACGCAUAUCAGAUGUACCCACAUUAUUUGUGCCUUUGGUUUGGAUUAUAGCUCACACUAUUGGUAUCCGUAUGACAUAUGUUGGAUGUACAUGGAUUUUAAAUUCUCUUACAUUUAAAGCUCGAUUAGAUGCUCGAAGUAGAUUACAAAUGAAGUAUAGUAUUCAAAGAAUCGGACUAUCAACUAGAGAAGGGGAAUUCGUUGAAGCAUUUUAUGCUGAUCGUCGAAUCAAGUCAAGUUCAAAAUCUAUUUCACCUGAACAAGAUGAUUUGAAUGGAGAGAUUUUAGUACUCUGUUGUGAAGGUAAUGGUGGAUAUCCUGAGAUUGGAACUCCCUGGGUUCCACUUGAACGAGGUUAUUCAGUUUUAGGAUGGAAUCAUCCUGGUUUCGGAGAAAGCACGGGUUUACCAUUCCCGGAAAAGGAACAGAAUGCUGUUGAAGCAUGCUUUUUAUUUGCUGUACAUCGAUUACAUUUUCAACCUAGUCAAAUAUUCGUACUUGGUUGGUCGAUUGGUGGUUAUACAGCAUCUUGGAUAGCAAUGAACUAUCCUGAUAUAGCUGGUUUGGUUUUGGACGCUACUUUCGAUAAUAUAGAUGAACUGUCAAGACGGGUCGCACCAUCUAUAUUUGACCCGGUUUUGGAAUCUGUCGUUAAAAUGUAUCUGGAUUUAAACAAUUUAUCCCAUGUGAUUAAUUACGAUGGUCCAGUGCUUAUUAUUCGCCGCAGUGAUGAUGAAGUUAUCACCACUGGGGACGAUCAUUCACGUGCAACUAACAGAGGCAAUCACUUACUGAUUGGUUUAUUAAAGCAUCGAUUUCCGUAUCUGAUGACCGUAGAAAAUGAAUCCAUCCUCAAUGCAUAUUUAUCACUUAGCGCUGAAGAACAAAGUAAGGAAUUUCCAUAUGAAUAUUUUCGUUAUUUAAUUCCUGUUUUCAAUAAUAUUUAAUGUACUAAGACUGUUGCCUGAUGUUGACUAGAUCAAGCGAAUUGUAAAUUAGCUGGCGUCUUGUCUUACUACGAAAUCAAACUAACGUUACCAAAUCAACCUUGAACUCUCAAGUAGGAGGUGUACAUAUAUGUAUGUAAAUUGUAUAUAAUGACUAGUAUGUGUGACCUGUAAUAUGUUUCUCUUUCAUUCCGCUCUGGUGUCAUUUGCGAUUUUGUGUUCCCAAUUAUUAACCAGUAGAACAAGCGUGUCAGUGGUUAGUAGAGAUAUUUUUCACCAGAUUGUACUUUUUCUAACGAAACUGUUAAUCUAUUUCUCAUUUUUAUACUUACCCUAUCCAUGCUUUUUCACUCUCUCUCUUUCCUUGUGCAAUAAUUAGUUUGUCUUCUGUGAUAAUCGCGUAUAUUGUUGUUCUAUGGUUUCUACACGUUAAAAUUCAGUUUACAAAGAGUUAUGAUAUUCAUAUCUUAUCCUAUUCUUUUUCUAUAAAAAAAUUAUACAAAAACUAUGUACUUCACAUUUUGGUAAGUUGUUAGUUGAUAGACAUUUUGGCAUUAAUAUUCAUUGUACCAUAUAAAGUAAAUAAAUAGUGACAGGUAUAGAGUCUAAAUUGAUUUUUCAUUCUUGCGAUAUUUAUCAUUGAAAGAAGUUCCAAAGGAGCCUGUCAAUUGUACAUAAGGUCAUUUCACUUGUGAUCAUGGUUAAAUUUAGGAAGAUUUUUGACGAUAUUUUUUCUUCGUUUUCAUCUUAUACUGAUGUGAAUGUGCUCCAGAAGAUGAAAUAAUUUUCCGUCCGGUCUGCCAUUAUAAUUCUUUUCUAAAUAUAGAAAUUACUUAUUUUUAAGUGUAUUUUUUUUU
This is a messenger RNA of Schistosoma margrebowiei, 2465 nucleotides long. The record is from the annotation of a GenBank genome assembly. NCBI's taxonomy places the organism in Eukaryota, Metazoa, Platyhelminthes, Trematoda, Strigeidida, Schistosomatidae.